Molecule: messenger RNA, 1395 nt
Organism: Pedinophyceae sp. YPF-701
Lineage: Eukaryota; Viridiplantae; Chlorophyta; Pedinophyceae
Source: the annotation of a GenBank genome assembly
AUGGCCACCAGCGCGGCGUUGCAGCCGCUUCUGAGGGACGGGUGGACGGUCCGGUCGUCCUCGCAGACGCUGGUGCAAAGGGACACAGCUGACGCGACGCUCCGCUUUCUGCUGGACACCGACCAGCGCAAGUGGGGCGAGAGCUGCGCGUCGGACCGCGUCAACACCACCACCUCUGGCGUUCUCGAGGGACCCGUGGUAUUGCAGGUCCUGGACUGCACGGACGUGUCGGUGCCGGUGCAGACCGGCAGCUUCGGGGGCAACGGCGCGGGGCGGCGCAUCGUCCGGCUGAAGCUGACGGACGGCCGAGCUAUCUGCUACGCGGUGGAGUACCGCAGGGUGUCGCAGAUCACCAAGGAGCUCGCCCCGGGCACAAAGAUCCAGCUGCGCAAUGCCCGCAUCGCCGGGGGCACGGUACUGCUCGAGGACGGCUGCUGCAAGGUGCUCGGCGGCACCGUCCCGGAGCUGCACGAGCAGUGGGCCGUCGCGCGCAAGUACAAGAACCUGCAGCGUCCGAAGGGCGGCGAAGACGGCGCUGUUCCCCCUCCCUUCCGCCCCUACCGGCCCGGCAGGCGCGGCGCCGGCGCGAAGGGCGGCCGCGGCGGCAAGGAGGACGCCGGCGCUGCCGCGGGGGGCGUUGUGCAGGACGCCGAGGGGGGGGAGUCGAUCGCGAUGAAGGCGCUGAAGGAGGCGGCGGGCGCGUUCAUGACCGCCACGGCCGCGGCGGGCGCGGACGGGCAGCGCGAGAAGCGCAGCGUGGACGUGGAGGGCGCGGCGGGCCUGGGCGCCGAGGUCGACAAGAGCGCCGUCAAGGCGAAGCUCCAGGCGCGCGUGGAGGCCACGGCGGCCGGGGGGCGCUCCGGCGAUCGGUUCGGGCGCGGCGGGCGGCGCGGGCGGCGCGGCCGCGACGACGACGACGACGGUCCCGGCGGCAAGACGCUGGAAGACUGGGAGGCGGCGCGGCGCGUGCCGCUGACGCUCGAGGCUGCGCUGGGCGGCGGCGGCGGCGGCGGCGGCGGUGCGGGGCCGAGCGCGGCGGCCGUGAGCCAGGAGGAGGAGGACCGUCGUCUGGCGGAGCAGCUGCAGCGGGAACUGGACUUGGAGGCGCUGGAGGAGCACAAGCGGCACCGGCGGAAGGAGGAGCGGCGGGACCCGGGGCGGUACGGCGAGGGGGCGCGCGGGCGGCCGGCGUCGGGCCGCGGGGGCGCGGGCGGUGCGGCGGGGGGGGUGUCUGGCGCGGGGACGACGGCGGGGGGCGGGGCCGCGGGCGGGGGCGGGACGAUGGCGGGAGAGGCGGGCGCGGGGGACGGGGCCGGGGCGGGCGGGGCCGCGGGCGUGGAGGCGACAUGUGAUGCUCCGCUGUGGUGCUGCGAAGACUCCGCUGUGGGCCGCUGA